AUGAUUCCCUCUUCCGAAGCUAGCAGCGGGUCGCUCGGCCCUCAGAGCCAAUCCUUCUCCCGAAGUUACGGAUCCAUUUUGCCGACUUCCCUUACCUACAUUGUUCUAUCGACCAGAGGCUGCGAACCUUGGAGACCUGCGGCGGAUUGA
Molecule: messenger RNA, 150 nt
Organism: Lottia gigantea (owl limpet)
Lineage: Eukaryota; Metazoa; Mollusca; Gastropoda; Lottiidae
Exons: 1
Coding region: 1-150 (49 amino acids)
Source: RefSeq, a predicted model, not a curated record